This is a messenger RNA of Adineta ricciae, 936 nucleotides long. Lineage: Eukaryota; Metazoa; Rotifera; Eurotatoria; Adinetida; Adinetidae. The record is from the annotation of a GenBank genome assembly.
AUGGAUUCGCUUGUUCAAUGUCGUUAUUGUAUGAACCGUUUAACUCAUCCAUUGGAAUUAGUAUGUCGGCAUACCUUCUGUUCGGAUUGUUUAACAAAGGAAGUUAAAAACGAGAAAAUCAUCUGUCCUAUAUGUAGUACUGAGCAUGCUGCACCUGGCGCAUCGUUAGCAACAGCAAAAGAAGACAAACUUGUACCAUAUCUGAUCGGUUUGAAGAAUGAUGAGACAUACUCGUCAAUUACUGAUACAUCUCCAACAACGAUUCAUGCUGAAUGUGCUGGAUGCAAACAAAUCACUGAUCUACGUAUAUGUUUCCAUUGUGAAAAACCCUUAUGUACUAGUUGUCGAGGAAGUCAUUAUGAAUCACAAAGAAAGGACGUCGAUCAUUCAAUUCAGAGUUUGUUAACUAAAACAAACGAACUGGUUGUUGUCGCUCAAACAUUGAAUACCAAUCGAACGAAUCGUAUUCAGGAAUAUAAAUUAAUGAAAGACAAAAUUACGACGCAUGCAAAUGAUUUAGCGAAGAUGUUACAUGAUGAAGAGCAAGCUCUUCAGAAGAAAAUCGACGCAAGAAUUCAAUAUGAAACUGAACGGAUUGCUACGACAGAACGUGAACAACAAUACCUGCAAAAGAACAAGACCACUUUAGAUCAAGUUAUGGAUAAAUAUCGAGAUGAAAAAAAUCAAAUGAUCUUAAUGAAAAUGCACAAGAAUUAUCUAGACUUAGCACCUAAUUGGAAAGACAAAUUAGAUACUUAUGCCGGUCGGAUUAAUGGGAAGAAAGAAGAAGAAUUACAUUUUCAACCAACCCAACCGGGAAAAAACGAUGCUCUCGUUGGUAAAUUAGUCGAUUUGAAACCUGCUACUCUUCAUACUGCGACAGGUUCUAAACCUACUUCAACUCCAGCAGCUAGUCGUUCAUGUACCAUCAUGUAA